CAGCCCCGUACGCCAGGAGAGCUGCUGGCUCUUUUCCGAUACCCCCGCGAUCCCUACACCGUGGAGCAGGCGCGCGCCGGCGAGAUCUUCGAGCAGACUCUUCUCCUAAUCCAGAACCACGUCAACCAGGGGCUCAUGGUGGACACCAACGGCACGGCAUUCCGCUACAACGACCUGGUCUCGCCCCACUUCCUGGAAGUCAUCGCCAACCUGUCGGGCUGCACGGCCCACCGCCGCUUCAACAACUGCUCGGACAUCUGCUUCCACCAGAAGUACCGCAGCCACGACGGCACCUGCAACAACCUGCAGCACCCCAUGUGGGGCGCCUCGCUCACCGCCUUCGAGCGCCUCCUCAAGUCCGUGUACGACAACGGCUUCAACCUCCCGCGCGGCUCCCUGGACCAGCCGCGCCACGGCUUCAAGCUGCCGCUGCCCCGCCUGGUGUCCACCACCAUGAUCGGGACGGAGAGCGUCACGCCGGACGACCGCUACACGCACAUGCUGAUGCAGUGGGGCCAGUUCCUGGACCACGACCUGGACUCCACGGUGGCGGCCCUCAGCCAGUCCCGCUUCUCGGACGGGCAGCUGUGCGCGCAGGCCUGCACCGACGACCCGCCCUGCUUCCCCGUCCAGUUCCCGCCCAACGACCAGCGCCGGCUGCGCAGCGGCGCCCGCUGCAUGUUCUUCGUGCGCUCCAGCCCCGUGUGCGGCAGCGGCAUGACCUCGCUGCUCAUGAACAGCGUCUUCCCGCGCGAGCAGAUCAACCAGCUCACCUCCUACGUGGACGCCUCCAACGUGUACGGCAGCUCGCGCCGCGAGUCGGAGGAGAUCCGGGACCUGGCCAGCCAGCGGGGUCUGCUGCGGCAGGGCAUCAUCCAGAGGACGGGGAAACCGCUGCUGCCCUUCGCCGCCGGCCCGCCCACCGAGUGCAUGCGCGACGAGAACGAGAGCCCCAUCCCCUGCUUCCUGGCCGGGGACCACCGCGCCAACGAGCAGCUGGGCCUGACCGCCAUGCACACCGUCUGGUUCCGGGAGCACAACCGCGUGGCCACCGAGCUGCUGAGGCUCAACCCGCACUGGGACGGGGACACCAUCUACCACGAGGCCCGCAAGAUCGCGGGCAUGCGGAUGAUGGGGCCGUACCGCGGCUACGACCCCAACGUGAACGCCGGCAUCUUCAACGCCUUCGCCACGGCCGCCUUCCGCUUCGGACACACGCUCAUCAACCCGCUGCUGUACCGGCUGGACGAGGCCUUCCGGCCCAUCCCCCAGGGCCACAUCUCGCUGCACCGCGCCUUCUUCUCGCCGUUCCGCAUCGUGAACGAGGGCGGCAUCGACCCGCUGCUGCGCGGGCUCUUCGGCGUGGCCGGGAAGAUGCGGCUGCCCACGCAGCUGCUCAACACCGAGCUGACCGAGCGCCUCUUCUCCAUGGCCCACGCCGUGGCCCUGGACCUGGCCGCCAUGAACAUCCAGAGGGGGCGGGACCACGGCAUCCCGCCCUACAACGACUUCAGGACCUUCUGUAACCUGACCUCGGCACAGACCUUCGACGACCUGAGGAACGAGAUCAAGAACCCGGCCGUGAGGGAGAAGCUGCAGAGACUCUACGGCUCCCCUCUCAACAUCGACCUGUUCCCGGCCCUGAUGGCUGAAGACCUGGUCCCCGGCAGUCGGCUGGGGCCCACCCUCAUGUGUGUGCUUGCCGUUCAGUUCAAACGCCUGCGGGAUGGUGACAGGUUCUGGUACGAGAACCCGGGCGUGUUCAGCCCGGCCCAGCUGACCCAGCUGAAGCAGGCCUCGCUGACCCGCGUGCUGUGCGACAACGGGGACAACAUCACGCGCGUCCAGCCGGACGUCUUCCUGGUGGCGCAGCCCCCCCACGGCUACGGCAGCUGCGAGGACAUCCCGCACAUCGACCUGCGCAUGUGGCAGGACUGCUGCGAGGACUGCAGAACCAAGGGUCAGUUCAACGCCCUGUCCUACCACUUCAGGGGGCGCCGGUCAGCAGAGCACAGCCACAAAGACGAGAAGCCCCCCAACGGCGUCCAGGAGGAAAGCUCAGAGGAGGAACCCAGAGGAGGCGUUUCCAAUGUUACUGUAACUUCCCGAAAAAGCACUGAACCCUCUAUCCACGACUUCCAGGAUUUCGUUUCCGACAUGCAGAAGACGAUCACCAGCUUGCGGAAGCAGAUUAAAAGACUUGAAGCCCGUCUGAGCAAGACGGACUGCACUGAUAAUGAGGGCCGCGAGCGGACGGACGGAGAGCGCUGGAAAAAGGACUCCUGCUCCACAUGCGAGUGCAAAGAUGCCCAGGUGACCUGUUUCGUGGAGUCCUGUCCUCAGGCCGAGUGCAAACAGCCCAUCAAGCUAAAAGGCGCCUGCUGCCCGGUGUGCCUCCCGCAGGGGGACGUUAGCCAGCGGCACCAAACGGCCAAUCAGCACGUG
Menidia menidia (Atlantic silverside) is the source of this 2445-nucleotide messenger RNA. The record is from the annotation of a GenBank genome assembly. NCBI's taxonomy places the organism in Eukaryota, Metazoa, Chordata, Actinopteri, Atheriniformes, Atherinopsidae.